AUGGGUUCAUGUACAUCUGUUUCUUAUUCUCGAGUAAACAAAAAAAAAUCAACUCCUCCUACAGAAUCUAACCUGAAUGUAGACCCAAAUAGCAUCCGAGACAAUUAUAAUAAAAAUAAAGUAAUUAUGAUAGAUGAAUUCAUCCAUCAACUUAUGAAAGAGCAACUCCUUAGAAAGAAAGCUAAAGAAGCUCCUUCGCUGUCUAUAUCAAAAAGUGAUCUAUACAGUCGAAGAUUAAGCCAAGUACAGCUUAUAAACCUAUAA
Molecule: messenger RNA, 264 nt
Organism: Blepharisma stoltei
Lineage: Eukaryota; Ciliophora; Heterotrichea; Heterotrichida; Blepharismidae
Source: the annotation of a GenBank genome assembly